Dovyalis caffra is the source of this 795-nucleotide messenger RNA. Lineage: Eukaryota; Viridiplantae; Streptophyta; Magnoliopsida; Malpighiales; Salicaceae. The record is from the annotation of a GenBank genome assembly.
AUGGCUAUUCUUCUCUCGAAUCCUCAAUUCUGUACAAAAGACACUUUCUUUUCAGUUUUCUCUAUAUUGUUUGACCUGUUUCUUGAUCUUUUCUGUUGUUAUUCUAUUACAGUAAGCAAGGAUGGGAAAGAUGAAGAUACUAAUAACAACCUCCCAUCAUCAUCAUCCUUGCCAUCAAAGUCUCAAACUUCAGAGAUUAACCAAGCACAAGAAGAAGAAAACUCACCUGUCAAACAAGUUGCUUUAACAGUACCUACAACGGAUGACCCUUCUCUACCAGUCCUAACUUUCAGAAUGUGGGUGUUGGGCACUCUUUCAUGUGUCCUGCUAUCAUUUCUCAACCAGUUCUUUUGGUACAGGACGGAGCCUUUAUCCAUAACUGCUAUAUCUGCUCAGAUUGCUGUGGUGCCUCUUGGUCAGUUAAUGGCUGCAAGAAUCACUGACCGUGUCUUCUUUAAAGGAACUCGAUGGGAAUUCACCUUGAAUCCAGGACCUUUCAAUGUCAAGGAGCAUGUUCUUAUCACUAUCUUUGCCAAUUCUGGAGCUGGCAGCGUUUAUGCCAUUCAUAUUGUUACAGUUGUUAAGGCUUUUUAUAAGAAAAAUAUCACAUUCUUCGUGUCAUUCAUUGUUAUACUCACAACUCAGGUGUUGGGGUUUGGAUGGGCUGGGAUAUUUAGAAGGUAUUUGGUGGAACCUGCUGCUAUGUGGUGGCCAGCAAAUCUUGUUCAAGUUUCAUUGUUCAGAUAUCCACCAUCGAAAGUAGAGAAGGGUUCUGGCGGGGAGGGGUACAAGUAG